AUCAGUUUAUAUGAAAGAGUUGAAGGUGGUGGACGGAAUCCUUCCUACCUGUCGCGUCAUGGCAACAGGUUGAGAAACAGACUUCACUAUGGCGAGAACCAAGGGCGCACCAGGCCGACCUUCCUUGGGGGCGCGUCACAACAACAACAACAACAACAACAACAACAACAACAACAAGAACAAGUCUAUGCAGAAUGGAUUGUACGUUCAUUCAUCACCACCAAAAGCCCUGAACAGCGACAAUGGUCCGGCCUCAGCCAAGAUCAGGGAGUACAUCAGGGCCGCGGAUGUGGAGGCCCUGGAAGAAAUUAUCCUUCAGGGUCAAGGGUCAAAGCUGGUCAAUCAACAUGCCACUGACCAGAAAGUCCGGAGCUUCCUUAAGACUGUCCCUUCUUAUGUGUCAAAGAUAGACCUUCUGCACGACGCGGUAGAGAAGGGGAACUUACGUGAACUCAAAGCCCUUUUAGACCGGAGGAAGCUGGCCCGCUCUAAGGACGCACAGGGCGUGGGUCUACUGCAUAAAGCUACAGUUCACGGCCAUCGAGAUGUGGUUGACUACCUUGUGUCAAACUACCCCGAGACGCUACAAGUCACUGAUAAUGAUGGCCGUUCACCUCUACACUACUGUGCCGCAAGUCGUCUACCUGAUGAUAUGUAUAAAGUACUGUGUGAAGCUGUCGAGGAUACACAGGUAGAGGACAAUAAGGGCAAGACAGCGGCUCACUAUAUGGCCCACCCAGAGGAUAUACGUCACGUCACCAAGCGGUCUGGCAGUAAAGGAAGCGGUGGUUCCAAGGGCAAGCGGAGGACUCCACAGAAGAGGAACUCCCCUGAUGAUGGUAAAGAGAUGAUGGUAAGAGUCAGGCAGUUCUUGAAUCUCGUUCCUAGGAUGAUGACCAAGAUCAAGGAGGUACACCAAGCGGCUCUCAACGGUGACAUGGAGACCCUGGACGCUAAGGUGGAUCAGCCUGAGAUCCUCAUUGCUAAGGAUCAGAACGGUCUUAAUCCUCUACAUAAGGCUGCAGCUUUGGGCAAUAUGGAGGUGGUUGAAUGGAUAAUACAGAAGAACCAAUCCACUAUAUACACCCAGGAUAGGAAGGGUAGGACGCCUCUAUUCUACGGUGGAUUAGCGAAGGACGGAGGAGAGGUCUACAACUUGUUACUGAAGAGUGGGUCUGAUCCUACUCAUGUUGAUAAGUAUAAUAAAACAGCUGAACAUUACCGCUACAAACCCUCGGAGAUGGACCUCGGGGUGGUGUAUGAAUCACUGUCGGCACCGAGGGCGGGAGGAUCUACUUUGGAUAUUCCGUCGGGCCAAUCCAGAGGUCCGUCUAAUCAGAACUCUCGGGCGCCCUCCAGGACCAAUGGCAGGUCUCUUAACCCAAGUAGGAAAAACUCACUCGGUAGUGAUAACAAGAAGAACAAGAAAGGCGUACACAACAAGUCCAGGAGAAACAGUCAUAAGAAUGAGUACAAGGAUCUCAAGGACGUCACGGACAAGGAUAUUGAAAAGUACAUACGGGAUGGGGACGUGGAAAGCUUAGAGUACGUGAUCCUUUCUGGACGUGGGUCGGACUUGCAUGGAAGGUCCUCUUGGAAUGAACAAGUCCGUCGAUUCCUCAAAAAAGUCCCUGGUUAUGUGGAGAAGAUCACCUCACUACAUGAAGCAGCAGCUAAGGGCGACGUACGGACGGUCAAACGCCUGACGAAGGACAAUGACAAGCUGGCGAUGGCUCGAGGCAAAGAUGGCGCCGUGGCUCUCCAUCUGGCAGCUGGUUCAGGCAACACACAGAUGGUUAAACACCUCCUGAGUCUAUAUCCAGAUGGUGUUAGUGUAGAAGACCAGAAUGGUCGUACGCCGCUGCACUACGCCGGGCUAACAGGUGCCAAGGAGAGUCAAAACGUGUAUGACCUCUUGUUACGGGAGGGUGCCAGCGAGGGUGCCCAAGACCUGGAUGGCCACACCGCGGAAGAAUACCUCAAAUCCCCGAACAAAAUAAACGCAGAAAACUACAUCUCGAGCCAAUCCAGAGGGCCAUCUAGAGGGCCAUCCAGAGGGCCAUCCAGAGGGCCAUCUAGAGGGGCAUCUAGGAGUGAUUCCCAUGGCCCAUCUAGAGCUGCAACUCCUAGAACUAGUGCUGAGAGAGAUGAGGAUGUAGACAAGGCCAUUACUGCUGCUGAGGAUGAUGAGAACUAUUCACCUUUAAGUGAUUUGAUUAUGCAGGGUGAUGGAGUCAAGCUCGUAGGACAGUCAUCUCGGGAUCCUGACGUCAAUGAGUUCCUUGAAAAAGUCCCACGAUACCUGGAGUCUAUUGAGGAACUACAUAAGGCAGCGGAGGAAGGGGAGACAAGAAAGGUUAUGGGGCUUUUGGACACGCGGAAGAAAGCUUACACCAGAGACGCCAACCAUUGCAAUAUUCUCCACAAAGCUGUAGUCUACAGUCACACAGGUCUGGCCGAAUCCCUGAGCCGGAAAUACCCUGAACUGAUCCACCAAGAGGACCUGGCUGGCCGGACACCCUUACACUACUCUGGUACCCUAAGGGACGAAGGGCACCUCUACCACACACUACUGGACGCUGGAGGAGACGAGACGCGCAAAGAUCAGUUUGGUCACACUGCUGAGGAUUACUUCAAGGACCCAGACCUUUUGACUGAUUGGGACCUGAAGAAGGAGUUGGAGGAGGGACUGAGCAAUCAGGUCCCUCCUACCAGACCAACGGGAGAGAGUAGGGGCCGACCUUACACCAAGGGCAGCGAGGCAGAUGACCACAACAAGCCUGAUGACCCCGGCCGUGACCCCAGUGAACCUGAUGAUCAUGGCCGUGAACCUAGCGAACCUGAUGACCCCGGCCGUGACCCCAGCGAGCCUGAUGACCCUAGGGAAGGUCAAAACCCCAGCGAGGUCAGCGUAGGUCUCCUCACUCGUCAAAACAGUCGGGCGUCUGUCAAGUCUGAUUUCCCGGGCAUGUGGACUGAUGAUGGGCAGUACCUUACACACGCCCUGGGUGACGCAUUAAUCAGAGGACUAUCAGAGGUUAAUGAUGCUCGCCCCCCUGACCCUAUCUCUUACCUGGCCUGUUGUUUAUAUACCUACAGAUACACCAAUCACGAUCAGAAUGGGGGAUCAGGUGUGGGCAGCUCGGGGUCAGAUAGGUCAGGUGAAUUAAGUAUUGCUCUGCAGACAGCUGUUGACAGUACUGGUGGUGCUGACUCUGUUCCGACCCCACAGACCAGGGAUAAAAAAGGCCAAAGUGUCCUCCACUUCGCCGCUUCGAAACCCCACGGCAGGUCCGCUUUCUACAGACUUAUAGCGGAAUCCGGAUGUUCAUUAGCGGACAGGGACGAAGAUUACCGGACACCAAGAGACGUGGCGACAGAACACGACCUACAGGAGAACGUAACAGCUCUUGAUAAAUGGGUGAUGAACUUGGCUGCCGAGGGUAGACGGGAUGAACUAGAACAGCUGUUAAUUGAUGGUUACGACCACCUAUUAGACGUAGAGGAUGAACAAGGUAAUAACAUCCUCCAGGUGGCUGAAGAACACGGACAGAACAAGACAGUACAGUUUUUAAAAGGAUCAUUGAACUUUGAGGAAAAACGAGACUGGCUCCACAAAGCCAUACGAGUUGGCUCCCUCCCCCACGUACAGUACAUCGUCGACUCCCCGGCCAUGGCUAGUGCUAAGGACCCCAGAAGCAGGACCUCUCUACACAUAGCGACCCUGUGUGAGGAGAAGGACAUUAUGGAAUACUUAGCCAAGAGUUACCCACAGCUGUUGAAGAUUGGUGAUAAUCUGGGCCGGACACCUCUCCACUAUGCCAUGGCCGUAGAAGGGGUGGACCAAGUGGCCAAGAUACUGGUCCAGGCUGGGGCCAAACGGGUCAUCAAGGACUUGCGAGGAAGCACCCCGUCAGCCAGCUUCAUCCACCCUGAAGGUGUACGAACAUUACAAAAGCAAGAACAAGCAUUACUAAUUGACCGUCAUCUGUCGCCCAUCCCAGUAUAGAAGGAGGAAGACCCGGAUAAUCACCUGUACUUAAUUACCUGAUGUUAAAAUUAAUUAUAUCCUGAGAGGAAAGUUACCGAGCAGUUAUUUCAUGAACCGUACCGAGAUUGUUGCCAUGAUCAAGGAGGUGACGACUGACCCGGAUUAAUGGAGGACGACCUUGAGUACUACCUC
This is a messenger RNA of Homarus americanus (American lobster), 4183 nucleotides long. RefSeq lists its product as uncharacterized. The coding region runs from base 89 to 4009 and encodes 1306 amino acids. NCBI's taxonomy places the organism in Eukaryota, Metazoa, Arthropoda, Malacostraca, Decapoda, Nephropidae. The transcript is spliced from 29 exons. Gene Ontology annotation, molecular function: protein binding. The record is from RefSeq and is a predicted model, not a curated record.